CGCCAACAAGGCUUGUCGGCGAUGUCGGGCGCGUAAGAUCAAGUGCAACGGGCAAAGGCCAACUUGCGCGACAUGUCAGAGCGCUCCCUCGCAGUGCCUGUACGACGUGGAUCGUCGGCGUACAUCCAGAACCAGUAUGAAAGAGGGUUUUCAGCAAGUCGAUAAGAAGAUUGCACAUUUAGAAAGGCAAUUAGCGAGACUCCGGCAACCGGCUAUGCAAUGCGAAAUAGACACACAUCUGCAAUCACACGCCAUGUCGCCUCAAGUCCCCUCUCCAAUCGACUCAAACCCUGCUGACCCAUUGCCGUCAAAUGAGACGGGUGAGAGCCAACGCGGAGUCGAUAUCUUGUCGACGCAAUGUUCGCCUUCAGUUAGCGACGCUGUGUCCACUAACAUUCACGCUUUGGUUCAGACUGAAUCGGGUGCAUCAGUCUAUGGACCAGCGUCUGUGUUGCACGUACCACCAUUGACAAACGCUGCAUCAGGCAGGCCGCGUGCUGGAAGUGAAGUUUCGCGAUCUUAUUCGAAACAGCAACGCAAUCCUACUGAUCAAUUUAGACAGCAGCUAUUUGCGUACUCCGCACUGGAGUUUCAAAAAGAACACGCAAACAUGCUAGAAAGGAAAUACGACCUCGAUGGCGUGGACUGGGAGACAGCAAAUCACCUGCUUGAUAUCCACUGGAACCUUCACCACCUCGGAUUUCUAAUGACCUACCGUCCUGCCAUUAUGGACAGCUUGGCUACCGACGGCCCUCACUGUAACAAGCUCUUGUUGAAUGCCAUCUAUUACUCCUCGGCACUACAAAGUGCUCGGCCGAAUAUGCAAGAUGAUCCAGCUUAUCCUGACUGUUAUGGGACAAAGUUUUUCGAAAGGUUCAUGUCGCUCAUGCCGAUGUACCUCCAUUCUUCAUCGACGACUUCCAUAGCUGCAUUUGCGACUAUGGGUUCGGCUUGUGUGUCACACGGAAGACAGGCUGUGGGUUGGCUUUUGGCCGGGAUAGCAUAUCGAAUGAUAAUCGACCUUGGCUUACAUGUUGAUCCGGAGAAGAUUCAGAUCUCCAGUCUCGUACCCGGCGAGCCUCAGAUUUGCAAGACUGCGAUAGAAAUUGAAAUUCAGCGUCGCUACGUUUGGGCGUGUUAUAUGCUGGAUCGAUUUCAGUCACUCUACUUCGGUAGGCCACCAGCACUCAGCAUGCCAGAUGGACUCGAACCGCCCGAUGCGGUGCUCGACACCUACGAAGAGCUCGAGACUUGGAAACCCUACAUUGAUCCCGCGGUACCUCAGAAGAUUCCCGCAUUUAUACCUCAACCAGCUCGUGCUACAUCUACGAGACACGCCCUCCUCGGCAUGGCAAAAAUAUCAUCACAGAUAACAGAUCGCUUCUACGGUCCACAGGCUUGCAAGUUAUCGGCAGGAGCAGCGCUUUCCGAGGUGCAACGCGUUCAACACUUGCUCGAUCGCUGGAAAGAUGAUCUGCCCCAGAACUUACGAUACACCGUUGGCGAUUCUGUCGUGCCCCCACCCUUCAGAUUCAAUAUGCAUAUGCUUUUCAGCUUACUCCAUAUCCUUCUUUAUCGUCCAUUCUUGCAAGACGGACACUUGGAGGCGCUCAAUAUCGACGAAGCCGACCAUCGCAGCAUCUGCGUGGAUGCAGCACAACAAAUUUAUCUUCUAGCACGAACUUAUCGCGACACCUUCACACUUCGCGGGGCAACGUAUCUCUUUUCGUAUGCUGUCUUCUCGGCAGCCACCAUCAUUCCUCUACAUAUGUCGCCUGGAUCUCGGGACAACAGUCAGAUGGACAUAGUCGUUUUCUUCUGGAACGCCCUCAAAGAGCUACAGAAUGGCGCCAACUUCGGUUUUCGUAAACCUAUCAUGAUAAUUAAAAGAAUGUUUGAACGCUCAGGGAUUGACUUCAUGACCAUGGCAUCAACGCAGAGAGGGGACCACAGCCCCACGGGAAGGAGCAGUAAUCAAGAACGCCAAGAGGAGAGUCUGCCUCUAUUGCCAGACAGUGGCAUGGACAUUCAACUCGACGAUCUCUACCACGAUAUACUUGAUAAUGUCGAAUGGCCAGACUUCAUGGAGGACGUGGAAACGACGGCAACCUCUGAUCCACUCUUUGGGCUCUUUCGAUCGAGCGGUGAGGGCGACCUUGUUGGGGAAAGGCUGUCACAUCUUUCGAGGGGCACAUCACCUCUUGCCAGCUUAUUCUGAGUCAACCACAACCAACCAUUCGGAUCUCAAGCGCUCGUCAUAUCGUAGAGGUACACGUCCUGUUACGACAGCCUACGUGCCACUUAUUGUGACCUUCGG
This is a messenger RNA of Exophiala xenobiotica, 2317 nucleotides long. RefSeq lists its product as uncharacterized. Lineage: Eukaryota; Fungi; Ascomycota; Eurotiomycetes; Chaetothyriales; Herpotrichiellaceae. The transcript has 3 exons. The record is from RefSeq and is a predicted model, not a curated record. Gene Ontology annotation, molecular function: DNA binding; zinc ion binding. Gene Ontology annotation, biological process: DNA-templated transcription. The coding region runs from base 137 to 2218 and encodes 693 amino acids.